Pogoniulus pusillus (Red-fronted tinkerbird) is the source of this 1967-nucleotide messenger RNA. Its product is annotated as osteocalcin-like. The transcript has 4 exons. The record is from RefSeq and is a predicted model, not a curated record. Gene Ontology annotation, molecular function: structural constituent of bone; hydroxyapatite binding; calcium ion binding. Bases 371 to 673 code for a protein of 100 amino acids. Gene Ontology annotation, cellular component: extracellular region. Gene Ontology annotation, biological process: regulation of cellular response to insulin stimulus; response to vitamin K; bone development. NCBI's taxonomy places the organism in Eukaryota, Metazoa, Chordata, Aves, Piciformes, Lybiidae.
AGAAAAAGAGCUUCUCUACCUCAGGGAGUGCUGGUCCCUGACUUGGCUUUCUAGCAAGAAGCUGGUUGGCUUUCAUACUUGUAAUAAAACUGAGUGUUUAAAAUGCAGUUGUUUUCCUCCAACAGUCCUGUUCAAAACCUCAGAUAAAAUCUUCCUGAGACAGAUGUCAAGGCGGCUGCCAGCACCUAGUAACUCCUGGCCCAGAGGAAGGACUUUGUUUUGGAGCUCUAAGGCAGGAACAGAAGCCAGAACAAUGAGCUCUCCAGUUGACCACGGCAUAUAAAUUGCUGCCCGAAAGCAAGCUUCAGAGAACUUCAGUAACCUCCAGGAAAGCUCUGAGCUUAAGCAGCCCAGCGCAGCCAAAGAAGACAUGAGGAGUCUGCUGGCACUGCUGAUGGUGACUCUGGCCCUGGCAGUGCUCUGCUGUUGUGAGAAAGAUCCCAAAGGCUCCUCAGAAUCUGCCAUCACUGACAGCAUCAAGAUCAAAAAAGAAGUCGCCAAUACCUUUGUGAAGAGGCAGAAGAGAUCCAGCCUGUAUGAACGGUACUUUGAGUAUUACAAAAGCCCAAUGGAGCAGAUGCAUGAGCGCUGUGAAAACUACCCUCCCUGUGACUAUCUCUCUGACCAAAUAGGAUUUGCCAUGGCCUACAACCGUUUCUUUGGGAGAUACUAAGGGUGGAGUGGUCAUUUCCUUCAUUUUGCUUGGGGCUGCUCUGAAUGCCUCAGGAAAAAGAAAGCUGUGGGUUGGAAGGAAGGAAGACUGGGGCUGCCUUCUGUUUUCUCCUCACUCAGCUGGAACUUCAAGGCAAUAAUUACCCAACUUGUUGAGCUCAUGCUAGCUGUCUUCCUCUCAGCAAAAACAUUUCUCUCCAGUCAUGUUUUGUGGUGUUUUGAGCUUCACCAGAAAUGAUUGACAAAGACUCUGUCUUAUGUCCUUCUACUCGAAACCCCUGGAUGCAGUAGGAGGAAAAAAAACAGUGAUUCACCUUGAGAAAAAUCAAUGUAUGCCUCAGAAAUGCCACAAGCUCUUUUGUCCUCUUCUACCAAAUGCAGGAGGUUUAUGAAAGGAGAAUGUCAUCACAUGUGUAAAUAAAAAUGGGAUGGAUCUCAUCGUGGGAUGCUCGCUAGGAAGGUAGCAGAACAGCUGCCUCCUGAGCUGCCUCCUGCUACAGUAGCUGGGAAAGUUCAGUACUUAGUACAACCACUGUAAAUAUGUGCCAGUGUGAGAUCAUUUUGCAAAGGUAGAGGCGUGGAAAUACUCUCACGUUGCCAGAAAUCAAGUUCUAGUGCACUCUUCUGAUUAUUCUUGUCACCAAAUAUGUCUAUAAAGCAACAAGAGUUAAAGCCCCAGAGAUGUGUUUAAAGAGUCCUUUUAGAUGAGCCCUUCUAUUUGUAUGCUGCAUUCAGUGACUCCAAAAAGUAACUUGGAAGCCUCUUGGUUUUGAUACAGUUAAUAUCUGGUGAAACUGAAUAUACCUAGGCAGAAUAAAGAAAAACAACCUUUUCCUUUCUGUUACUUCAGCAUUUAUGCUUGAAAUCAAAGUGUCAAACAUGCUCCCCAAAAAAAGCAAAGUAAUAAAAAGCAAUAAACUUUACAAAAUAAAGAAAACCAAUAUCAGUUCAAGGAUGUGGUGAAAUUGGGUCAGCAUUUGGUUUAUUCAAAACACUUUGUACCUCUUUCAUACACAUAUACGUGUGUGUGGUUUAUAUACAUAGGCUCUUCCCUCUGCACUGCUUCAUUCUGUUCUUUGUUAGAGAUAUUAUACCUUAGCAACUUUCUGCACAGCCUCCCACGAUGUCCUCGGUCAGCUUUUCUUCCCUGAGAGGGAGCUGGCACAUCCCAUCUCCAAGGACAUGAAACUGCUGACCCUCAGGAGGCUGAGAAAGUCCAAAUUUCUCUGGUUACAUCAAAGUUGGUGCAGCUCUCCCCAGCUGCUGACUGCAAUAAACACUGCUAAUGCAAAGCA